UUCACAUUGCACCGCCGUUCAAAGCUUUUAUACCAUUACUACUACUACUACUAUCACUGCCAAUUUCGGUUUUUGCUGAUAACGUUUGCGCUUAUCACGCUUUUGACUGUUCCGAACACAUUCAACAGAGACACAUGUACAAUGCCGAUGAAAUUCUAUUCCGCUUACAAUGUCCGGUCGUCGAUUAACAGGAGCUUGAUCAAGGAGCACACGACAAAUGAUUCGAUGGACGUGGACAAACGCGAAACGGCGAACGACGGUGUCGGCAGAGGUGAAGGCAAAAUAAAUGGCGGCGGCAGCGGUUGGAAGGCUGGCGAUUCGGUCUGCUACAUAAUGUCGAGUACGUCGUUCCGAUACGUCAUCUGCGUGAUCAUCGUGUUGGUCUUGGUCCUGUACAAAACCGUUUAUAUGAAUUAUUUAUACUUGAAAAACGGUGUAAAAUCGUCCACGCCGAUUACAGACGUGAAUUCGUGGAACGCAAUCUACACGACGCAAGGCAACGGCGGGGAUAGGCCGCCGAUCGAAGUCGUCGAAAUCCUGCCCAACUGUGGACUGCAGACCAUUUGCUCGGACAACGCUUUUCCGGUGCACAUAUAUACCGGCAAGAACAUGACGGAUUUCCCGAAGCUGUGCAUUAUGGGCAAAUACGUUGUGUCGUUUAAUCGAACCGUCGGCGGUCGAGGCAUCAACAUAGCGCUCGUCGAACCGACAACUUACACCAUUGUGGUGGUGAAGAACUUUGACACAUACGAGUACAGCAGCUCCAACAUGGACGAAUGGUUGUCAACAACGAUGAAGGACGGAUAUGUGGCAAUCUUUUUCACGUUCGACGAGGCGUCUAAGAAGUUGACGAAAAGCACCAGAAAUGUGUUGUACGAAAUAGGGAGCGGUAAAAUUCAAGAUUUGACGUACAGAUGUCAGUGGUACAUGGUCACUCAAAAAGGUAUUCGAGGUAUAACACCGUACGAAAAAAUCACUUAUUCGCACAGAAACAUGUGGGCGGAACCGCUGGACGACAAGCUUUGUGUUCCGUUUCAAAUUACAGGAAAUGCAGUAGUAGUCGAUGACCUGACCAAUGACCGUGAAUCGUUGUUUCAGUUGUGCAACAUGACUUCGCGAUGGGCGACUACUGACGACCAGAGUAUUUACUGCAACGAAUCGAAUGACGGUGGACUUGCAAACGGCGUCUAUCCAAGUGUUUCCAAUUACGAUUACCCUACUGUUUGAUAAGCGACAUUGGUGGACGCAAGAUAAUAUGUAAUACCGUCAACGAUAGCAACAUCACUUUAGACAAUUGAUGUCUUCUCCUAACGGACUAUGUUUACUAAAAAUCCAACCCUCUAGUUGUGGCACAUAACCAAAUAAAAAAAAAACUAGCGUGAACUGUGUGGUUUAGGCUCAAGACACAAGAGGUCUGUGCGUUAUAGGACAAAAAUGGUAAAGAAUCAAUGAAAUACUUAAAUAAAGUACUCGCUGUAGAAUUAUCAUGAGUACUAUGGAUGGAACAAUACCCGGAUUUCUGAAGUAUCCGGAUAUACAAAUCCAAAUUUGACAUUUAGCCAAUUAUUAUCCGGACUUUCGUGUUAUAUUUUCUUUUUAAAUACAAAUUGCAUAUUAAGAAUACUGUUACAAAACGUGUAUCUUACGUGUAUUACUUGGUAAUUACGUUUAUUUUAAACAGUAAUUUUAGCUUCGACACAUAAGCUGAGGUGGUAUUGUUUUUAUUUUUUUAUGUUGACCCACGAUAUCUUGAAAAUCGCUUAACCGACAUAUUUAUGUGACAACUCUAUAAAUAAAAAAUCGUACCCGAAAGGUACUUUAUUGGACCAUAAAUGUAAAAAGUUCACAUACUCCCCUUUAAAAUCGAGGAUAGCGCAGAAACAAUUUACAUAUUUUUCAACUUAAAUAAGUUAAAACUUAAUUACAUUUUACAGUUAGCAAUAUAACCUAAUAAAACAUUUUAAUUUGCAAAAAAAUUACUAACGCCGACAUUGUAGAAAAUCAUUUUUUAAUUAAAAUCAAUAUGUAGUGAUUUUUGUAAUAUAUUGGAUGAUAUCAAAUUUCAAUUUCAUUUUUUUUUGUUGAA
Molecule: messenger RNA, 2086 nt
Organism: Adelges cooleyi (spruce gall adelgid)
Lineage: Eukaryota; Metazoa; Arthropoda; Insecta; Hemiptera; Adelgidae
Product: protein FAM3C-like
Exons: 8
Coding region: 142-1227 (361 amino acids)
Source: RefSeq, a predicted model, not a curated record